UCGACUUUCGUUAGUGUGGAAAGAACUGAGCUGUGAAUCGUUUGUACAAGUGCGUAGUAGACGAGAUAUUUUGUGCUAUUAAAAACCUUUCAGAGAAACCCAAGUGCAUUUCUUAUGCGAAUUAUUAAGAAAUUUGUGAUACUCUCCUCCGCUCUAUCCAUUUUAUUUGUGAUUCAAUUGUUUUUUUGCCGGUGGAUAUAUAUAUUAGGAGAUGGUGUUAAACCAACAUCGCAGGUGUCCUCAGCCUGGCGGCAGAUGCAUGUGCACCGAACGAUUGCUCUCUCUGAGGGAAAUGAGAGGGAAUAACCAACUAUUUGACGCGGUGUUGAGGUUGAAAGAUGGCGGCGUUUUUCCUGUCCACAGAGUGAUUCUCUCGAUGUAUAGCGAGUAUUUCAGGAACCUCUUCACCACUACACUGCACGCCCAUGAGCAGACUGAUAUUCUCCUCCACGGAGUCAGCUCGGAUAUGAUGACGCAAAUACUGGAUUAUGUUUAUUUGCGGGAGGUGAACAUCCACUGCGACAACGCGUGUCAGCUGCUCGUGGCGGCUGACUAUUUGUGUAUACCAAGCGUUAUUAAACUCUGCUGCAACUUCCUCAUGGACAUGAUGGACCUCGAUAACUGUAUCGACAUCAUGCAUUUCGCUAGGUUUUACUUCUGCGCCGACCUUGAGACCGAAGCUCGUCGCUUCGUUCUGCGCCACUUCGUGGUAGUGUCUCAGCAGAGCGAAGAACUGCUGGAAGUGGCUGCACAGGAGCUGCAAGCGAUAAUCGAGUCUGAUGAACUGAACGUUAAGUACGAGAAAGAUGUGUGGGAGUGCGUUCUCCGGUGGAUCAACCACGACCCGGACAACAGGAAAGGCCACAUCGCGGACCUCUUGGAUGGCAUCAGACUGGGACUACUUGACGAACAGUUUUUCCUGGAGACGGUAUCAAAGCACCCGUACGUGACGGAAAAUAAUGGGUGCAGACCAUUGAUCUCGGAGACCCUCGCGUUUCUGCACUACUCAGUUAUGAUGACGAGGGAAGACAAGGAAAUCGUGACACCAAGAAUUGCCCGCCCGCGAAUCCCAAACGACAUUCUUUUUGCUGUUGGUGGGUAUCGCGACAACAGGCCGACAGAUGUGAUCGAAGCGUACGACGCACGAGCAGACCGGUGGAGUGUGGUGGAGACGGUCGACUCGAUAGGUCCGCGAGCCGAACACGGCACGGCAGUUGUCGGUUUCGACAUUUACGUCAUCGGCGGUACCGACGGCUUUGAAUGUUUAAGCUCAUGUCGCUGCUUCAACGCUGUAACGAAGACAUGCCGCGAGGUGGCGUCUAUGCAUGAACGCAGAAGCAACUUCACUGUGGCAGUUCUGGGAGAGGUAGUGUACGCCAUGGGUGGUUAUGAUGAUCAUCAGCGACACGAAACGGCGGAACGAUAUAACUACAAGAUGAACCAAUGGUCUUUGAUCGCUCCUAUGAACACGAAGCGAUCCAAUGCAAGUGCGACUGUGCUAAAUGACAAAAUAUACGUCGCUGGUGGAUUUGAUGGUCACGAAUAUUUGAAAUCGGUGGAAGUGUAUGACCCGGAGACCAACCAGUGGACAUUCGUUGCACCAAUGCUUUCUCGACAUUGCUGUCUUUCUUGCGUCACCUUCCAUGGCAGUGUGUACGCCCUAGGAGGAUACAACAAUGCGACAGACAUGCUUAGUGGCGAAAAGUAUGACCCUGCAAAAGACACAUGGACUAAGAUCCCUGAUACGUGCUACUACCCACGCAAAGACUUCAACGCAGAAGUGGCAGACGACAUGAUCUUUGUCAUCGGUGGACAUGAUGGCGAAUUCAUCUUCGGUGUCGAAUGUUUCAAUGACAUGGAAUAUGAACGGUACUGGGAGGGAGAAAUGAAUGUUUGCAGAUCGUGGAUGUCGACCUGUGUAAUAAAGGACCUGCCGAAUGUAAAAGAUUACAUUUAUAAGAACAGAUACAGACUACUAGAAGAGAAACGUCAAGAAUUGUUGGCUCUUGAAACUCCGUGGCAGCAGGAGGAACAGGACAUCCAAGCCUUAGACGACAAACUCGACGAACACAGUUUUAAUUACGCUCCUAAAGAAAGUUAUGGUGAGGACUGGGACACAAUGUAAGAUCUGCUAAGAGAAAUAAAGAGAAAUAUCGUUUGCAGCAAA
Zootermopsis nevadensis is the source of this 2167-nucleotide messenger RNA. Its product is annotated as kelch-like protein 10. NCBI's taxonomy places the organism in Eukaryota, Metazoa, Arthropoda, Insecta, Blattodea, Termopsidae. Gene Ontology annotation, molecular function: protein binding. The record is from RefSeq and is a predicted model, not a curated record.